AUUCUGAACUUCAAUUAUCAUCCCUAAUUAUCUCUAAUUCUCGUCAAUUGUAGCUCCUACCCGGUUGCAGUGCAUAGAAAGACACUAACACGAGUCUAAGCGAUCCAAAAAGAAUCCAAGAAAAAUUUCUACAUUAGUUUACACUGGCUCCUCAUUUACUUCUGUUAAGGAAAGGUGUCCAUAGUGUAAAAUCCAGAUCAUUGUUACUUGGAGUAGCGGCCACAAACCAUACAAGUUACAACAUUGUGACUGGAAAGCUUUGCACAUCAUGCCUGCCUGCAGAAGCAACAUGCCGAGGAAGCUAAAAAUCCAGCAAAUAUUCCUUUUCCUUCACCCAGUUCAAGAAAGGAACAUUCAUUCCAAGUCAGAGAUGAACAAAAGAUAUUCUCCUCUCUUCUCCUUUGAAUUUCCAUUAAUGGAACAGCUCCACUACCUUAGGCACUAGGCAAGCUUCCGAUCCCUUCAACCCUCCCAAGCUACCUUGUGUUCUGUCACCUGUUUUCUUUCUUUUGCUGCGGUCUCAGAAAUCCUUUCUGAAACUAGUCUUUGAAAAGGACAAAUGCAAGGAAUUGGCCGAGCAACACGAUCUUGCCAGGAAACGCUUAAGCUUGCAAUUCUACAGCACUGCCAUGGAAGGAGUACAGCUGGGAGGAAAAAUGUAUUUUCACGUCAUGAAUGUGUCACCACCUCCAACCCCACCAUGGAGCAGAAGGGAUUGGAGAAUACAACAGUGGCAGAAGUACUGAUGACAAAGGGAGAAGAGAAAAGUGGAUCUUGGCUCUGGUGCCGCACCAAUGACACUGUUUAUGAUGCUGCAAAGCAUAUGGCAGAAAAUAACAUUGGGUCUCUAGUGGUUCUAAAGCCAGGAGAGCCAAAACAUAUUGCUGGCAUUUUCACAGAAAGAGACUACAUGAGGAAGAUAAUAGCACAUGGAAGAUCCUCCAAAGACACUAAAGUUGGGGAAAUCAUGACUGAUGAGAACAAGUUGGUGACUGUGAGCUCUGAUACAAACAUUCUCCAAGCAAUGCAGCUUUUGACAGAGUAUCAGAUAAGGCAUGUACCAGUGAUAGAUGGAAAGAUAGUAGGCAUGAUUUCCAUAGUAGACAUUGUCCGAGCGGUGGUGGAGCUGCAAAGUGGGGAAGUGAAGAGACUGAACGAGUUCAUUAAAGGAGAUUACUAUUGAAAUAUACCGGAUGAUGUCCAGAUCUAUUAGAGCAAACUGUAAAAUCUGAUGCCCAUCAAAAGUCUUUUUUUAUUUUUAUUUGAUAGGCAAAUAAGAGUGUAUAUUAAUGACUAUAAAAAGAAUGCCAAACUAGGUGGGAUGCUCAUCAAGCUUAUAUGGGAGAUGUAAAUUUGCAGUCUGUUGCCUGAACAAGCAUCCCUCCUUCAUACUUAUUUGUGUGGAAAACAUGUGAAACAACUUCAUGGGAAUGAGAAGUUCGAUCUUGUUAA
Vitis vinifera (wine grape) is the source of this 1452-nucleotide messenger RNA. Its product is annotated as CBS domain-containing protein CBSX3, mitochondrial. The record is from RefSeq and is a predicted model, not a curated record. Lineage: Eukaryota; Viridiplantae; Streptophyta; Magnoliopsida; Vitales; Vitaceae. The coding region runs from base 560 to 1183 and encodes 207 amino acids. The transcript is spliced from 6 exons.